This is a messenger RNA of Trypanosoma cruzi, 480 nucleotides long. RefSeq lists its product as uncharacterized. Lineage: Eukaryota; Euglenozoa; Kinetoplastea; Trypanosomatida; Trypanosomatidae. The transcript has a single exon. The annotation marks the transcript as partial. The record is from RefSeq and is a predicted model, not a curated record.
AUGGAAGGGGAAAUACACGGGAAUGCUAAUGAGAGGUUGGUACACGCAGUCAUGACGAAAGAUAGAAUCAAAAUCAGGAAGUCCAUGAAACACGCCCAUGGCGCCGCUGCAGUGGAAGAUGCCGUUGGGAUCACUGAGCUGCGCACAAUACACCGUUGCGGCACCGGAGCGGAGGAGGAACGAGGCCUGCGAUUGACAGGAUUGAUGAAAUGGUCCCUUGAUGAUUUCAUCGUUCAGGAGGUAUGGCCCGAUGGUUUCCUCAGCCAGGUGGAAGAAAAAGAGGUAAGAAAGAAAACAGCAACCGCUUUUGUUUUGCGUGUAAUUUCUGAGGGGAUUCCAGACACGGCGAUCGCCGCCUUCAUUGAGGGGCGGUGCCCCCACAGGGCGUCGCUUCAGUUUCUCACACCAUUGGAUUUUACCUCUUCUCAAGAGCGCUUUGUUUUGUUGCACUCACCUUCUCGAGAAGUCAGGCAUGUCUUU